Molecule: messenger RNA, 453 nt
Organism: Alternaria atra
Lineage: Eukaryota; Fungi; Ascomycota; Dothideomycetes; Pleosporales; Pleosporaceae
Exons: 1
Coding region: 1-453 (150 amino acids)
Source: RefSeq, a predicted model, not a curated record
AUGUUCGCAAUCAUUCUAGAGAAGCUAGGGCUCAUCCCCAAUACAACAAAUGAGGGAAACACACAAGACGAAGAAGGCAUACCUUACGUUCAACUCAACGACGAGUACGACACAACCCUCAGACUAUCAUGGACAAACGACCCAAAGAAGUUAUAUCUUUCCGCUUGUUUCGAUCCCAAGCGCGAGGUAAAUGUUGCAAAAGAUUACAACAUUGAUGGUCUUUGUCCAGUUGUCAAAGAAACAAAAGGCGACGAAUUCAUAUUACGAGACGACGAAGGCCGAUGGUACCUCUGGGAUGCAUGGGUUGGUGAGUUGAUGAAGUUCAAGGAUUGGUGGACCGAGGGAUUCACGACAAAGGAAGAGUUGGUGGAGAAUCUUGUUUGUAACAUGACUGAGGCGCAAGCGGACGUGGAAUUCAUACGGAGAGAGCGUAGAGACAGUGUGGUAGACUAG